AUGACUCGACAUAACCUGGCCGCUCACAUCUCUUGGUUGUUGUCCCAUCAAGUUGCUCCGCACACCGGUGUUUCUGUGACGAUCCACGCGAAUACCGACUCGACAGCGGCGGCACAAACUGGAAAUGCGGAUAUUUGGGACGAGGAGAUAGAGCAAGAGGCACCAAGGAUUCCUCCGACCCCGUCGCGGAGUCGACAGACAGAAAAUACAGUCAAUGUCGGGCAGGCUUUCGUUCGCCCACCGUUGCCGACCUCGAUUGCUCCCAGAUCACAAUCCCGGAACGCUGCAAAUGAUCUAGGGGAAGAGACUUCGAUGGGGAAGCCUGUUUCUGCCACCUGGCCGCCUCGGCCAACUCUCAUGAGUCAAACCCAGCUUGCUACUCCCGCAUCCACCACCGCUUCGUCGAGUCUAGGACAAAAUUAUUCAAGGCUUCUGCGAGACAACAAUGCUGCGCCCUCUGCAAGAACCCCACUCGACCCUUCAUUCUCGAAGGCCCCAAGGCAAUUACAUACGCCCCAGACCCCGCGACAGUCCCCAUACCCGGCCUUGAAACCGAAGACAGAACUGGUUGAGUCGGUUGACUUGACUGGGGAUGACUAUGGAGAGGAACUUCCGCCUCGUUCGAGCAGCUCAGAGGUCGUAUUCGGGGAGCCACAAGUUCUAUGGCGAGAAGAUUCAGCAUCGAGGCCCGAGCCUCUUGUAAAGAAUUCUAAGAAACGAAAGAGUAACGAGAUAUCGAUUGGAACUCUACGAAAGGGGGAUGGGAGUGGCGGGCUCGUCGAAGUGUUCAAGCGAGAUCGCCGUGAGAGACUAGACGACUUCGUGGAUAUUGAUGAGAUGAUGACCGAUCCAACCCAAUACGUGCAACAUGGGGAUGCUAUUGCUAAGUCCACAAAGCCUAGCGUCAAGUAUGAAGAUGCCAACACAGAUUCCGAAGAAUAUCAAGCCACCGAAUCCAUCGGCAAACUUGAAGCUCGCUCACGCAAGCAGUCUAGCCGCGUCCCAUCCGUGAUCGAGGUCAUUCCUCCUGGUCCGGUAUUCGGAGUAUCAGCUCCAAAAACAAAUUCCGAAUCGAGAACCUUAUUUACUGGUCGACCACCCAACCUAUCUCCCAUGGUCCAAGUUGAAGCAUCGCCAGUUUUUAAUGCUGCCAAAUCUCCCGAUGCUGAACAGUCAUUGACGCCUCAAAGACGACAAAACCCCCGGUUACAGAGGACUAUCCAAGAUUCAGAUGAUGACGAAGUCCUAUCAAAUAUCGAGAGGAGAGUAAUCUGCUCGCCAGGAUUAUCAGUGAAGAAGCGCUCUAAGGUUAUGGAUAUUUUGAAAAGUCCCAAAUGUCGAGCACCUCCGUUAGAGCGGCUUGAUGACAAGACCCGGGAUGUCGGGGGUUCGAAAACGAGAACUGGGAGCCCAUUGCGGCCGAUAUCACAGAAUGUUACAUUGCGACAAGACAAUGUGCCUUCUCCCUUCCAAAGAGACUCGCCAACGAAAGUAUCUACCGCGACUAAACCGUCAAUACCUGGUUCGAGCCAGCAAACAUUUUCUUUUACUCUCACAGAUAAUGACAGAAAGCUAGUGAGCUUAUAUUUGACACAGCCUUCAGAAAUCGCCUCAUACUACGAGCGCGUGCGUAAUUUGCUCGAGCGAAACUCGGUUGAGUCCAUGCGUUAUGUUGAUAGAAAGGAGCAGGCUCCGAAGCAGCUUCACGAAUACCGUAUGACGUUGUUAGAUAUGGUCAAUGCCUAUGAAGCUCUUGAUACGCUUCGAGAAAGCUAUGGGACUCUCAUAACCGAGAAGAAGACCCUUGCUCGGAAGAUGUAUGAGCAACUUGAUGCAGGGAUCGAUGCUAGCGAUGAUGAUGAACGGAUGGCAAUACUCUCGCAUGAUAUCCGAAAAUUCGAGAAAGAGGUUGGCCGGCUCCUACAUGCUUCCGGAGCAGUGCGCGAUGGCUUCGGGACCGGUGACAUUCGUGAUCCCGCCCUGGCUCCUUCAGCUACUCCCAAGCUACAGGAAGGCGUGCCACCCAUAGCUUCUAGACAAAGUACGCUUGGCAGCGCCCAAGUGGUUUGGCAGACCCAAAUCCCCCCCUUUCCACAGCUGUCAUCAUCGAGUGCAAAUCAGCGCAGGCCCGACGAAGUUGCAGCUAUGUCUUCGCGGUAUAACGAAACAAGUCACGAUCCAUCCGGCAUUCCAUAUCGCGCAUCGCCUUCUCCUGUACGGCGCCGAAACCCGGCCGAAUCUUCUACUGGCCAAACGCUCUCAGGAGCCAAACCAGCUUGGGGUGCAUCCAGGACCACUUUGAGGCCACCUAACUUCCGCCGUGACCCAUCGCCCAUGGACUACGACUUCGAUGAUGGCGAUUUUGAUGACCUGCUCCAAGGGGAGCAAGGGCUCCCGAAAGAGCUGCCACUACAGAGACGAGUAUCUGAAGAGACUGAGGACGAUUAUGGAGACUUUGAUGACGAUGAUGACAUGGUUGAAAUAGCCGAACAGGUGGAAAGCCGAGUACCCCCCAGGCAGUCUAUAGCGAAACAGAUCCCUCAGCAUGCUCUUUCUGAUGCCAAAACGGAUCAAGGUCGGAAGCGGGGAAAUACUAUCAAGAAAACGAUGUAUUCAAACGUGGAUCCUGCCCACGCAAAUAUGUUGAAGCAUCCUUGGUCGGCUGAUGUCAAAAGGGCUCUCAAAGACCGUUUUGGAUUGCGAGGAUUUCGCCAAAAUCAGCUCGAAGCAAUUAACGCCACACUAGCUGGGCAAGAUGCCUUCAUAUUAAUGCCAACUGGUGGUGGAAAAUCCUUGUGCUACCAAUUGCCAGCCGUUGUUCAAUCAGGAAAAACCAGAGGAGUCACUAUUGUUAUUUCGCCCUUGCUCAGUCUUAUGAAUGAUCAGGUUGAGCAUCUCAAAAAACGAAACAUUCAGGCGUUUCUCUUGAAUGGCGAAAAAUCCCAAACCGAAAGGGACUUGGUCUUCAGCGCGCUGCGUGAAUCUCACCCGGAUCAAUUUAUACAGCUUCUCUACAUCACGCCUGAAAUGAUUGGGAAAAGUGGGGCACUCCUUACUGUUUUCGAUCAAUUGCACAGGAAGAGGAGACUGGCUCGAAUCGUCAUCGAUGAGGCACACUGCGUCAGUCAAUGGGGCCAUGACUUUCGCCCCGACUAUAAAACCCUCCUUAGGGUGCGAGAAAGGUUUCCCGGGGUUCCGUUUAUUGCUUUGACAGCCACCGCAACCGAAAACGUGAAGGCAGAUUGCAUUCACAAUCUAGGCAUGAAAGAUUGUAAGGAGUAUAAGCAAAGUUUCAACCGGCCAAAUUUAUACUACGAAAUCAAGCCGAAAAAGGGGAAAGGGGUUGGUGUAGAGGUUCUAGAAAGUAUGUGCAGUCUGAUAUUGAAAGACUUCAAGAACCAGACCGGUAUUGUCUACACAUUGUCUAGAAAAGGGUGCGAAGACCUGGCCAAAAAGCUUCAGAGCAAGGGAAUUAAAGCGCAUCAUUUUCAUGCCUCAAUGGACCCGGCAGAGAAGAAUGCAGUCCAGCGAGACUGGCAAUCUGGAAAAUGGCAAGUAGUAGUCGCCACAAUAGCAUUCGGAAUGGGAAUCGACAAGCCUGAUGUUCGCUUCGUUAUACAUCACACGAUGCCUAAGAGCUUGGAAGGCUACUAUCAAGAGACUGGGCGGGCGGGCCGUGACGGCAAGCCGUCUAGAUGUUAUCUUUAUUAUGGAUACCAAGACACUGCCGUUCUAAAACGGUUCAUUGAUGAGAGUGAGGGCGGUCUCGACGUCAAAGAGCGACAACGGGAAAUGCUGAAUAGAAUGGUACAAUUCUGUGAGAACCGGAGUGAUUGUCGAAGGGCAGAUAUUCUUGCAUACUUCGGCGAAGCUUUUUCCAAAGAAAAUUGCAACCACAACUGCGACAAUUGCAAUUCUGAUCGCGUCUUUGAGCCGCGGGAUAUGACACGUCAAGCAAAAGCUGCGCUGAACAUUGUCGAGCAGGUGCAGCAUGACAACGUCACUCUUCUUCAUAUUGUAGAUAUCCUUCGGGGAGCGCCAACGGCAAAGAUUAGGGACCGCGACCACCACUCCCUAGAAGGGUUUGGAGUAGCUAGCGAUUUACCCCGCGGAGAAAUUGAACGUCUCUUCACACGACUACUGAUGGAGAACGCUUUGAAGGAGCGUAACGUCAUGAGAGGUGCUUUUCCUCAGCAGUAUAUUCAUCUGGGACAUAAUUGUCGAGAUUUUAUGGAGGGUCGGCGUAAACUCGUAUUGAUGAUGGAAGCGCCUACUGGAGCCGCGAAAGAAAGGCCCGAAAGGCCCGAAAGGCCUAUGAAGAACCCUCGCCCUCCAAGUACUAUACGCGGCUCUACAACCCAACCCCCUUCAACAAUGCUCACUUCACCUCUCAGUGUUUCUUCCCGGAGCCAUAAUAAUGGCGGUCGACACCGAUAUGCUGCGGAUGAAGCUGGUGAAGCAGACGAUGAUACCGAGUCAGAUGACGCGUUCGAGCCGGUCCCUCCCAAAUCCAUACGACAAGCGCGACGUCCAAUUGCACUGGGACCACCGAUAACUACUGAUGAUCGCAUGAAAGACCUUCCCGAGCUUCAUCGUGACACCGUUUACGAGUUUGUCGCUGAGGCUAAGAAAGUGGAAGGAAGACUUCGGAAUCAGAAUGGUCACGCAAGGGCGUACUUCACUGAGAGCGACUUCCGAGAGAUGGCAAUCAAUUGGACAUUGACCGUGGACAGCAUGCUCAGGAUACAUGGCAUAAACGAAGAUAAGGUCCAACGUUAUGGCAAGAAGUUCCUCAAAUUGAUCCAGCAGUUUCACGAUAACUACGAAGAUAUGAUGAGUCACAGUGCGGAUAUAGAUAUGGAUGCCAAUCACAAGAACGUGAUUGAUCUCUGCAGCGAUGAUGAUACGGUAGACGAUGAUGAGUACGGAGAGGAGGAUGGCGCCCGGAUUUUGCAGGAAGAGCAGCCUUCGAAAUACUUCAUUCCCGCAAACGUUCGGGCGUUCAACGAUGAUAUCGCCCGCGCCCAAACUCUGCCACAACGCAAGCAUAAAAGCCCAGAUGCUGCCCCAAAGAGUUUCAGAGGUGGCUCUGGACACGGCCGGAGCAAAUUUCGUAGUGGUAGGAAAUCGAGUGGCCGGGGAAGUGCUGGCUCUGCUUCGGGUUCCGGAUCCGCUGCCAGCCGCCCAUUAGGAGGGCAUAGCAAUUUAGGCAUUUCCAGGCGAGGCCAAACUCGGAAAACAUCCGGUGCUGCAUCAAGGAAGGGCAACACCAGCAGAUCAGGAAGUGGUGCUGUGCCCAACCCCUCAGAUCUUAUGAGGGCUUUUGGCCAUAUUCGCGCAGGUGGGAGAUCAGGAGGCGGGCCGAGUGGUGGUGGCAUUGGUAUGAUGCCAACAUGA
Venustampulla echinocandica is the source of this 5397-nucleotide messenger RNA. RefSeq lists its product as uncharacterized. Lineage: Eukaryota; Fungi; Ascomycota; Leotiomycetes; Helotiales; Pleuroascaceae. Bases 1 to 5397 code for a protein of 1798 amino acids. The transcript is spliced from 3 exons. Gene Ontology annotation, biological process: DNA replication; double-strand break repair via homologous recombination. Gene Ontology annotation, cellular component: RecQ family helicase-topoisomerase III complex; cytoplasm; nucleus. The record is from RefSeq and is a predicted model, not a curated record. Gene Ontology annotation, molecular function: nucleic acid binding; four-way junction helicase activity; ATP binding.